GUGGGUCCUUAAACAAUUUCUGCAUUCUCAUCUAAGCCCAUAAACUCUCAAAUUGAUCAUCUGGAUUCUUCAACUUUUCAAGUGGUUCAUUUUAUGUUCACUCUAGGUCCAAUCAUGGACUUGAAUUUACACUUUGAAUGAAUCACUUGAAAAGUUAAAGGACCUAGAUGAUUAUUUUGAGAGUUCAUGGACCCAGAUGUGGGAAUAUGUGGACGGUUUAGGGACACACGAUUCAUUCCACCCUAAGUAUGUAUUUGGUGGACAAACAAUUUUCAGAAAUGAAAUUGUUAAUAUGGGUGGUUAUACUUUGUUGGGGUCCUGAUUCCUGAUCUCCAGGUGCAUAAACAACAUGCUAAGUGAUAAGUCCUCACCUAGCAUAGGUUGCCUCCAAGUUACCAUUACCAGUAUUAUGCCAGCCAAGUAGCACUAUAUGAAAUUUUGAUUGUGUGGCUGGUAUUAUCAACCAGAAUGGUUGGUUAAUGGUUAGUGCUGGAAAGGAACAAAAAAUUGAAUUUGUUUUAUGGAAGCAGGGCCAAGGGAGCUCACUGGUGCUGUUGAUUUGAUCAGCCACUACAAACUGCUGCCACACCAUGAUUUCUUUUGCAAGAAACCUUUGCCACUGGCAAUAUCAGAUACACAUUAUCUUCACAAUGUUGUGGGAGACACUGAAAUUCGCAAAGGAGAAGGAAUGGAGUUAGAUCAACUUGUUCAGAAUGCAUAUAUGAGGGAUAAACCUGCUUAUAUUCAGCCCUUCGAUAUGGAAACACUGGGGCAAGCGUUCCAACUUCGAGAAACAGCUCCUGUGGAUUUGCCCUCUACUGAAAAGGGUAUACCGACUAUCUCGGGGAAACCAAAAAGUGAGUCCAAGGACAAAGAGAAGAAGCAUAAAAAGCACAAAGACAAAGACAGGGACAAAGAUAAGGAACAUAAGAAGCACAAACAUCGGCAUAAGGAUCGGAGUAAGGACAAAGAUAAAGACAAAGACAAGGAUAAGAAAAAAGAUAAAAGUGGUCAUCAUGAUUCUGAUUCAAAGAAACAUCAUGAAAAGAAGAGGAAGCAUGAGGGAACAGAAGAUUCAGCGGAUGUGCAUAAGCACAAGAAGAGUAAGCACAAGAGCUCCAAAACUGACGAGACGGGGAAUGGACUUAGUUAACACUUCAUAGUUCUUGCUUCAAUCCUUUUAAUUUGCUGUUAAAAGGAGACUGAUGGUCUCUGCCAUCAAACCCUGUGCAGAGUAGUGGGUGUCAUGAGUUGGAUGUCUUGAUAAGAACAUGGCAGUAUUUUUGCGGAGUCCAUUUUGAGGAAAAUUGAAUUUGUUAACAUAGGACUAAUCCUUUGAACCGUGCAACUUUCUGUUCCUCCCUGAAGAAUUGGUUGUAGGAGCGAUUGAAAGGAUAUGCAAUGAGAUUGUUUCGAUUGCAGGGCUAGCUCAAUUAUUGAUACUGGGUUUGUUAUUGAACUUCUGAGUCCUGAUGUAGCGUGCAUGACAGCAUGAGUACCCCGAGUAGCUGUGGAUUGUUAUACAGUUCGUGGUCUAGAGAUGUAGUUGAGGGCAGGGAAUUUGGAAAUAAUUUCGUGUUCCCGCCGUACCGAGCUUGAUUCAUAGAGUAGGAUGAUUUACUGUUUAUCCAGUAGCUAAAUUAAGUGUUGGUAGUCAGUUCCAAAGUUUAUUUUGCCUUGUAACUGUGCUUCAUUGUGCCAAUAACCGGAGUUGAAUCCACAUGGAAUGAAUUCGGGGUCAGAGUAGCACAAUGCUUAUUAACCAUGAUGAAGAUUUUGUGUUA
Sorghum bicolor (sorghum) is the source of this 1784-nucleotide messenger RNA. RefSeq names its product mediator of RNA polymerase II transcription subunit 19a-like. Gene Ontology annotation, cellular component: mediator complex. The record is from RefSeq and is a predicted model, not a curated record. Gene Ontology annotation, biological process: positive regulation of transcription by RNA polymerase II. NCBI's taxonomy places the organism in Eukaryota, Viridiplantae, Streptophyta, Magnoliopsida, Poales, Poaceae. The coding region runs from base 521 to 1153 and encodes 210 amino acids. The transcript is spliced from 6 exons. Gene Ontology annotation, molecular function: transcription factor binding; transcription coregulator activity.